AUGAAGAUUGCCAUCACAAUCACUGUUGCCAUGCUAUCCAUCUGCUGCAUCUCAGCUUCUUCAGACACCUGCCCAGGAUUUUUUCAAGUCCUUGAGUUCCUCUUCAUGGGCUCAGAGUCCAGUUAUGAGGCAGCCCUGAAGUUUUACAACCCUGGCUCAGACCUGCAAAACUCAGGGAUCCAGUUGAAGAAGCUGGUGGACACCCUCCCCCAGAAGACCAGAAUGAACAUCAUGAAACUCUCGGAGAUAAUCCUAACAAGCCCUCUGUGUAAUCAAGACUUAAGCGUCUAAAGCUCACCAGACUGCAAAGAUACUCCCCUGAUAACAGCCCCUGUCCUCACCCGGUGCCUCUGUGACCUCCCUGCACCAGCCCUGCCUUUCUCUCUGCAAUAAAC
Cricetulus griseus (Chinese hamster) is the source of this 395-nucleotide messenger RNA. The record is from RefSeq and is a predicted model, not a curated record. NCBI's taxonomy places the organism in Eukaryota, Metazoa, Chordata, Mammalia, Rodentia, Cricetidae.